Penicillium argentinense is the source of this 243-nucleotide messenger RNA. RefSeq lists its product as uncharacterized. The transcript has a single exon. The coding region runs from base 1 to 243 and encodes 80 amino acids. The record is from RefSeq and is a predicted model, not a curated record. Lineage: Eukaryota; Fungi; Ascomycota; Eurotiomycetes; Eurotiales; Aspergillaceae.
AUGGUGUCUUCCUCCUCCCUCCAGCGCUCGCCAGAAGGAACACUACCUCGAACCGACGUGCAGCUCGCGAAGAACGCGUGGAAAUACGUCAACCGCAAGAUUAAGGAACAUCGUCAGAAUCGGGAUAAGAUGUCGGAGGGAGACUCGAAUCUUCAUAAGACGCAGUCGCAAGAGUCAGGGGCCAGUAAAGCGGAUACGCUGGUUCCUACCGGGGAUGCGACAGUGAAGAAAGGUCAAAAGUGA